UUUAAAUCCCCCAACCACCUUCCUGCUUCUCGCCUACUCUCAUUUCAACGCCAUUUUAACCUUAUUUCGUCGCUUUUAUCCACGCGUCGGUGCGGCCAGAAGAUCCACACACCUUUCAUCUUCUUAACCAACCCGAAAAAGCAGCAGAGAGGGAACACACACACACAUCUGUCCAGGCCGGGAUGUCACACCUGCAGUUCGACGCCAACCUUAACGAAGCCCUCAAGAUGGAAGGCGACCUGACCACCCGCGCCCCGCCCGCCCGCUGGCAGAGGAAGGCACAGGAGCAGGGGGUCAACCACCUCACCAUCACCAAUGAGAACAGCCACUGUGAAGGCAGCAGCCCUCGCUCCGCUAAAACGCCUCACAGUGGCUCGCUGCUCGACACUAAGAGUCCCGGCCGCGGAAAGUCUCCAGGCCGAGGGAAGUCGCCAGGCAGAGGCAAGUCCCCGGGCAGACUGAUCCCCAAGCUGGCAGUGCGUGGGGGAGGGCAGAAGACACCCAGCAGGAAGACUCCCACUACUCCUUACAACCAGCAGGACAGGUUCAUCCCCAACCGCAGCACCACCGACCUGGAAAUCUCGCACCACCUCCUAGUGACCAGCAUGGAGGCCUCGGGCGGGGACAACACGGAGGAGGAGGAACUCACACUGCAACAGAAGGAGUACCAGGAGAAGAUGAUGGAGAACCUUAACGACGGGCAGCCCCCCAACACCCGCAUCCUCUCCUUCAAGAACAAGGCUCCCCAGGCUCAGGAAGGUUACGUCAACAACCUUAAGGUGCUGUACAGUGCGAGCAAGACAGCCAUGCCCAAGGCCUCCUCGGCGCGGCACAUCCCCAGCGUGCCCGAGAAGAUCCUCGACGCACCGGACCUUCUCAACGACUACUACCUUCACCUGCUGGACUGGAGCGUCAACAACCACCUGGCCGUAGCGUUGGGCAGCUGCGUGUACAUCUGGAAUGCUGGGAACGGCUCCAUCACGGCCCUCACGCAGCUGGACGACCCGGAUUACGUGUGCUCCCUCGCCUGGAUUAAGGAGGGCCACGUGCUGGGUAUCGGGCUGAGCUCCGGCCAGACACAGCUGUGGGACGUCUCGCAGCAGAAACUCCUCCGCACGAUGGGAGAUCACCAGAACCGGGUCAGCGCCCUCUCCUGGAACGCCUACAUCCUCUCCUCAGGCUCGCGCUCCGGCCAGAUCUUCCACCACGAUGUGAGGGUGGCGGAACAUCACGUGGCCACACUCGCCAGCCACACCCAGGAGGUGUGUGGGCUGAAAUGGUCCCCCGAUGGGCGUCUCCUGGCAUCCGGCGGCAACGACAACCAGGUCAUCGUGUGGGAGAAGACCGCAACCACCCCGCUGCACACCUUCACCGCACACCAGUCAGCCAUCAAGGCGCUGGCGUGGAGUCCCUGGCAGAGCAACAUCCUGGCGACGGGUGGCGGCACGGCUGACCGCACCAUCCGACUGUGGAACUGCAACACCGGGAUCUGCCUCAAGGACAUCACCACCACAUCACAGGUGUCGUCAAUCCUCUGGUCGACGCACUACAAGGAAAUCAUCUCCGGCCACGGUUUCUCCAACAACCAACUGACCAUCUGGAAAUACCCGACCAUGGCGAAGGUGGCGGAUCUCACAGGUCACACAGGGCGGGUGCUGGAGCUGUGCCUGUCCCCGGAUGGCCAGACCGUUGCCAGUGCAGCCGCCGACGAGACCAUCCGGAUGUGGAAGUGCUGGGCGGUUGACAAGAAGGAGAAGAAACAGCAGGGGGAAAGCAGUAAAAGUCACCCCAUCUCGGCCUUUGCUCGGUCCAUCCGCUAAGAGACUAACGCCGCCACUUGUCUGUCUGUCUGUCUGUGUCUGUUAGUGUGAUACAGACCCAACAUAGCAUUUAUAUACACAGUUUCCAUCUCUGUCUGUCUGUCUAGCUGUGUCUGUUAAUAUAAUCUUGACCCCAACAUACCAUUUAUAUACAGUUUCCAUCUCUGUCUGUCUGUCUGUCUCUGUCUGUUAGUGUGAUACAGACCCAACAUACCAUUUAUUUACACAGUUUCCAUCUCUCUGUCUGCCUAGCUGUGUCUGUUAAUAUAAUCUUGAUCCCAACACACCAUUUAUAUACACAGUUUCCAUCUCUCUCUGUCUGUCUAGCUGUGUCUGUUAAUAUAAUCUUGAUCCCAACACACCAUUUAUAUACACAGUUUCCAUCUCUGUCUGUCUGUCUAGCUGUGUCUGUUAAUAUAAUCUUGACCCCAACAUACCAUUUAUUUACACAGUUUCCAUCUCUGUCUGUCUGUCUAGCUGUGUCUGUUAAUAUAAUCUUGACCCCAACAUACCAUUUAUAUACACAGUUUCCAUCUCUGUCUGUCUGUCUAGCUGUGUCUGUUAAUAUAAUCUUGACACCAACAUACCAUUUAUAUACACAGUUUCCAUCUCUGUCUGUCUGUCUGUCUCUGUCUGUUAGUGUGAGACAGACCCCAACAUACCAUUUCUGUCUAAGGUUUCUGUCUAUCUUUGCUAUAUAGUUACAUGGUCUACCCACUAACAUGCUACAAAUUGUCACAUAAACUCUUCCUCUCUAUAUCAAUUUUCUAACAUGCUACAUACCACAUUAUCAAUCAUUCCAUCUGUAUCUUUACCUUAUAUAUCACUUCAGUUUAUCUAUCUAUCUAUCUGUGUAAGUUAACAUGAUUCAGACUAUUAGACCACUUUUAUCUGUCUAUCUAUCUCUCUAUAUUUUUGCAAGAUUUAUUCACUAACAUAUUUUGUGAAUCUUAACAUACCACAUAUUACUUCUUCUUUCCUAUAUUUUUAUUUUUUUUAUUUUUUAUUGUGUAGUCUGUGUGUGUGUGUGUGUGUGUGUGUGUUUUAAGUAGAAGAAAGUGUUUUGUAAGUGUGUGUGUGUGUGUUUUAAGUAGAAGAAGGUGUUUUGUAAGUGUGUGUGUGUGUGUGUGUGUGUGUGUUUUAAGUAGAAGAAGGUGUUUUGUAAGUGUGUGUGUGUGUGUGUGUAUUUUAAAAGUGUGUGUGUGUGUAUUUUAAAAGUGUGUGUGUGUGUGUGUGUGUGUGUGUGUGUGUGUGUGUGUGAUUGUGUAUAUGUAUGCAUGCUUAUAUAAGUAUCACCUAUUUUUUGUGUGUUUGUGUGUGUGUGUGUGUGUGUGUGUGUCCUGUGGCUGCUAACACUUCUAUUCAUUAUUGUUAUUAUUUCACUUUUUAUCUUUCUGUAUGUAUUUCUAAGCCUUUAGUGUGGUAGGUUUUCCUCUCAUCUCAUCCUCAUCUUGUAUCCAUAUUAGAAAAGAUUGCAUUUUUAACCCGGUAGCAGCAGGGAUCAUGUUUCUUAAUGGUCCCUCUAUGCGAGAAAAAUGAGAAAAAAAUUAUCACUCACGCAAACCAUUUCAUAAUAUAUAUAUCAAUGCAUUUGUGAUCAGUUUAUGCAUCAUCUAUUUUAGGGGGUUUAUAUCAUGGCACAAAUUUGGCCCGUCGCUGCUACACGGUAAAGCCACAAAUUUGCCCCGUCGCUGCUACACGGUAAAGCCACAAAUUUGGCCCGUCGCUGCUACACGGUAAAACCACAAAUUUGCCCCGUCGCUGCUACACGGUAAAACCACAAAUUUGCCCCGUCGCUGCUACACGGUAAAGCCACAAAUUUGCCCCGUCGCUGCUACACGGUAAAGCCACAAAUUUGCCCCGUCGCUGCUACACGGUAAAGCCACAAAUUUGCCCCAUCGCUGCUACACGGUAAAGCCACAAAUUUGCCCCGUCGCUGCUACACGGUUAAUAUACUUUCAUUAUUUCCAAGUGAACCUACAAUUUAUACACAUACAUUUUUGGUUGUUUGUAUUUUUAAGGUUCUGAUGUGUGAAUGAUUUUUCCUUCAUUGUAAUCUUCAUCAUUGUAUUCAUAUUGGAGAGUAAGUCUUGUCAAUAGUAUUUCUCAUUUUAACAUUGGUUUUAACACACACACACACACACACACACACACACACACACAUAUACAUACAUAACUUUAACACCUUCAGAAAAUACACACACACACACUCACACAUAUUAUCCAGGUCUGUUUUAACUAUUAUUAUUAUUAUCAUCAUUAUCUUGUAUCCACUUCAGAAAGCAAUCACUAUCCUUACUAUUUCUUAUCUUCACAUAUAUAUAUUUUCAUGCCUAUCUUAACAAGUAACAUUAUUAUCAUUAUUUUCUUGACCUCGCCUCGUAAAGCAAAUACUAUCUUUACUAUUUCUUAUGUAUCUCACAGGUGGGUGAUGGGAGGACACCUGGGAAUGGGAAGGAAGGAAAGAAUAGUUUGAGAGAAGAGGAGGAGGGGAAGAGGAAGGAAGGGAAAGGAAGGAAGGAGGAGGGGAAGAGGAGGGAAUGGAAAGGAAGGAGAGAGUAGGUAGUGAGAGAGAAGAGAAGGAGGGGAAGAGGAAGGAAGGAUUAGUGGGAGAGAAGGGAAGGAGGAGGAAAUGGAAAGGAAGGAGAGAGUAGGUAGUGAGAGAGAAGAGAAGGAGGGGAAGAGGAAGGAAGGAUUAGUGGGAGAGAAGGGAAGGAGGAGGAAAUGGAAAGGAAGGAGAGAGAAGAGGAGGAGGGGAAGAGGAAGGAAGGGAAGGAAAGAAGGAAUGGGUGGGAGAGAAGGGAAAAGGAAGGGAAGGAAAGAAAGGAGGAGAAGGGGAAAAGGAAGGAAGGGAAGGAAAGCAGGAAUGGGUGGGAGAGAAGGGAAGAAGGAGAAGGGAAAAGGAAGGGAAGGAAAGAAAGGAGAAGGGGAAAAAGAAGAAGGAAUUAAGUAUAUAUUUCUGUACAGUAUAAGAUAGUGUACAUUCCCUUGCCACACCAACACACAACCUUCCAUCUAACAUUUUUUAUUUAAUUAUUACAUUUCUUAACCUUCCACAAUUAACUCGAUAGUAUUUUCCCGGAGUGCUGCUGCUGAUGAUGAUGGUGGGGGUGAAUGUAGCUGCUUGGCAUUCACUUUAGGAACACUAGCUAAUUUAUAUUUUACCAGAUUAAGUGUAUUUUAUUGGUAGCUUUGGACACUGUAUGUAUAUUUUUACUCCUGUGGAUUCAAAUAAAGUGUAAUUAUAUAAU
Molecule: messenger RNA, 5071 nt
Organism: Eriocheir sinensis (Chinese mitten crab)
Lineage: Eukaryota; Metazoa; Arthropoda; Malacostraca; Decapoda; Varunidae
Gene: fzy
Product: cell division cycle protein 20 homolog
Exons: 13
Coding region: 183-1820 (545 amino acids)
Biological process (GO): positive regulation of anaphase-promoting complex-dependent catabolic process; anaphase-promoting complex-dependent catabolic process; positive regulation of ubiquitin protein ligase activity
Cellular component (GO): anaphase-promoting complex
Molecular function (GO): anaphase-promoting complex binding; protein binding; ubiquitin ligase activator activity
Source: RefSeq, a predicted model, not a curated record